Molecule: messenger RNA, 4570 nt
Organism: Pogona vitticeps (central bearded dragon)
Lineage: Eukaryota; Metazoa; Chordata; Lepidosauria; Squamata; Agamidae
Gene: KLHL8
Product: kelch like family member 8
Molecular function (GO): protein binding
Source: RefSeq, a predicted model, not a curated record
UUUCCUCCGUCCCGCCUCUCUUGGGUUCUGGCCCGCCUCCAUCUUCUAGCUGCUCUCAGCCACUGCGUCUGCGCGUCAGGAGCGCGAGAGAGAAUGGAGCCAGGCGCUAUUGGUGUGUUGAUGCUGGGGAUGCCAUUUGCCGGGGUAGGUGUCUCGGCGACGCGCGUGGGAUGGCAGCGGCGCGCGGGAGAUAGAAAGCGCGAGGGCGCGUGCGUGAGUGAGAGGUAACGGCCGCCAGGUGUCUUCAUUGUCUAGCUUCCAUUAUACCAACACUGAGAAUACCAUAACAUGAAUGAUCUUGGCCUUGAUGUCCAGUGACACAUCCUUACUUUUAUUCUUCAGGAUCUUUCUAAUUCUUUCGCAGCUGACCUUCAGAGUUUCAGACAACUUCUGAUUUCUUGGCAGUUUCCAUUUGGAUUGAUGACUGAACCAAGCAAACUUAGAAGAUGAUGAUUCUACUGAAGAUUGAAUGUUUAGCUUAAUUGGCUUGGCACAGAAUAUUCUGGCUUUUCAUGGAGACUGUCAAUAAGCACAGGAGACAAACAGCCAAUGGCUUCUGACUCUAUCGUCCUGGAGCAUGCAAAGCACCAUGUAAAAGGAAAAAGGCAACAGCAACAUGAAAGGUCACCUUUGAACAAUGAUGGGGAAGAAGAAACAUUUGUAUUUGAAGCAAAUGAAGCCUGGAAGGAUUUCCACAGCUCUCUUCUUCAUUUCUAUGAAGCUGGGGAGCUCUGUGAUGUUACACUAAAGGUGGGUUCUAAGUUGAUUUCCUGCCACAAGCUUGUGCUAGCUUGUGUUAUUCCUUACUUCCGAGCCAUGUUUCUUUCCGAAAUGGCAGAAGCAAAGCAGACAUUGAUCGAGAUUAAAGACUUUGAUGGUGAUGCUAUAGAAGAUUUAGUCAAAUUUGUCUAUUCAUCUCGACUGACGUUGACAGUAGACAAUGUCCAGCCUCUAUUAUAUGCUGCCUGCAUUCUCCAGGUGGAGAUAGUAGCCAAAGCCUGCUGUGAGUACAUGAAACUGCACUUCCAUCCUUCGAAUUGCCUGGCAGUGAGGGCCUUUGCAGAGAGUCACAACCGGAUUGACUUGAUGGACAUGGCCGAUCGCUAUGCCUGUGAACAUUUUGCUGAAGUGGUGGAAUGUGAAGACUUCGUGAGUGUGUCGCCUCAGCACCUUCAUAAACUGUUAUCUUCAAAUGACUUGAAUAUUGAGAGUGAAAAGCAGGUUUAUGGUGCUGCUAUUAAAUGGCUUCUUGCCAACCCACAGCAUCAUGCUAUGUGGUUAGAUGGAAUACUUUCUCAGGUUCGCCUGCCUCUGUUGCCUGUUUGCUUUCUUAUGGGGGUAGUGGCAAAAGAAGAGAUUGUCAAACAGAAUCUGAAAUGUAGGGAUUUGUUGGAUGAAGCAAGGAAUUAUCAUCUCCAUUUAAGCAGUCACACGGUACCUGAUUUUGAAUAUUCUGUUCGGACAACACCAAGAAAACACACAGCUGGUGUCCUUUUUUGUGUUGGUGGCCGUGGUGGAUCUGGUGACCCCUUUCGCAGCAUUGAAUGCUAUUCGAUACAUAACAACAGCUGGUUUUUUGGCCCAGAGAUGAAUAGUAGGCGGAGGCAUGUGGGUGUAAUCUCUGUGGGAGGGAAAGUUUAUGCAGUGGGUGGACAUGAUGGAAAUGAACAUCUUGGCAGCAUGGAAAUGUUCGAUCCUCUAACAAAUAAAUGGAUGAUGAAAGCAUCAAUGAAUACUAAGAGGAGAGGAAUUGCCCUUGCUUCUCUUGGGGGUCCCAUUUAUGCUAUAGGAGGCUUAGAUGAUAAUACGUGCUUCAGUGAAGUGGAGAGAUAUGACAUUGAAUCUGAUCACUGGAGUGGAGUAGCACCUAUGAAUACGCCCAGGGGAGGAGUUGGCUCUGUGGCUCUGAUGAACUACGUAUAUGCUGUUGGUGGGAAUGAUGGUGUAGCAUCUCUCUCUAGUGUGGAGAAAUAUGACCCACACCUGGAUAAAUGGAUAGAAGUGAAAGAAAUGGGUCAGCGGAGAGCUGGCAAUGGGGUCAGUGAGCUGCAUGGCUGCUUAUAUGUGGUUGGUGGCUUUGAUGAUAAUUCACCACUUAGCUCUGUUGAACGAUUUGAUCCUCGCAGUAACAAGUGGGAAUAUGUAGCUGAGCUUACAACUCCUCGGGGCGGAGUUGGCAUAGCAACUUUAAUGGGCAGAAUUUUUGCUGUUGGAGGUCACAAUGGAAAUGCUUACUUGAAUACAGUGGAAACCUUUGAUCCUGUGAGGAACAGAUGGGAACUUGUGGGUUCAGUAUCUCACUGCAGAGCAGGAGCUGGCGUAGCUGUCUGUGCUUGUCUUGGCAGCCAAAUCCGUGACGUGGGUCAAGGUUCCAGCAAUGUGGUGGAUUGCAUGUGAUUUGGGGUUGAAGUUUGUUAAUUGUUCUGAAGUACUACAAGACCUCACAACCAUCUUGUGAAGACAUAACGGACUUCCAAAUAUGUAUAACUAUCCCAAAAUAUUUUACAUGGAGAUUUGAAUGGUGUGGCAAUUUUUCAAGGCAUAUCUCAAGCAAUUGGAAUAAGUCUUCAGUGGUUGUUUAAAACGUAGCUUCCAGUGUGCUUAUACUUGAAGGCUUCUGAUCUCAAGCUUUUUGUUACUUCCCCAAGGGUAUUAGAGAUACAUCUGUAUUUUUCAAGAAAACUGUUCUUUUAAAACGCUUUUACUACUUUUCAAACAGUCCUCUAAAAACAAUCUAAGGGUUGUAUGUAUUUUCCGUCUGAAGAAGGGUUUCUUUUAUGAGUGUGUUCUUUUGAUGUACUAUGCAAACCCAAACUAACCAUAUGGAUCCCAGCCUCCUGCAAACAGAAAUAUGAUGGUGCAAAAAGAAAAGAAAAGAAAAAAAACAUUAACAGCAGAAAAAAAAGUUCAGUUCUAAAAGAGGAGUUUAUUGCUUCUGGUGGAAUUAAUCUAGAAUUUUUGGUGAUGGGUGUGCCAUCUCAAUUUCAUCCUAAUUAAGCAUGCAUAAGUACAAAUAAAUGUGGCAAAUUGUGAAUUCACCCUUUCAUUUCAGCCAUCCCCAGUUCUCUUUGUUUUUAAGAUCACUUGCUUCUGCUGCAGAUGCUCAAAUUGCAGACUUUGCAUCUGUGUCCAGAAUUGCUGCACUCUCAGACUUCUCAUUUUGUUUUUCCCCAUGUUUAUUUGUAUCGUCCACAGCCAAAAUAAACAUAUGUCUUUGUAACAUGGUGAUAAUCAAGUGUGGGACAAUCAUUCAGGAAAUCACUUGCAAGGUGGCCAGUCUGAUCUGCGUAACUCUGAAAUGAAUUCUCUGGUUAGUCUAUAUUGUUUGCAUUCCUAGCAACGUAAGCAGCAGGUCUUUUGAGUUGUGUACGUGUGUGUGUUUGUCUCCACGGCCCAUACAUGAAACACACACGCACCCUUUACUUUCGUGCUGAAUUCCAAGUUUUGAAAAAUAUGGCUAAGCCACAGCAAGCUGUAUCAAAUCUCUUUCUGUUAGGAAAAAAAUCACUGGAAGCUUCUCCCAACAGUGUUGCCACCAGCCAUCUGCAGCACUACUAUACUGGCAGGAUGGGGAAAUCUUUGUGAAAGCGGGCACUGUUUUUGUGUGUGAAUAUUGGUAGAGGUCUGGGCAAAAUGUUUAUAAUCGGAAUAUUUCCAAGACAAGGAGCUGUGGAUAAGGAAGUGGACCCACCUCGCCCUAACCCUAUUCUUCUGUAUAUGGCCCUUCCCGUAUUGCUGAGAGUACUAAUAUUUUGGAAUGCCACUACAGCGAAGCUGAUCACUUGGAUGCUUCAUGUGCAAUCAUGGCUAUUGUUACUUAGAGGAAACAGAUAGCAUAUCAUGUUAAAAUGCUUGAUUAGCUCUCAGGAGGAAAGAUCCAAUUAGAUUUGUCGCAAAGUUAGUUGAAACGUUUUUAAAUCUGCUAAUAUUUUGUGUUUAAAGAUAAUUGAUAUAUAAUACAGCAGAUCAUCCUUUUUCUAUCCACCCUCUUGUUUUAGAUUAGAAUUGUUUUGGACUUCUCUUCGGUCUGGUUACUUAGUGCUCAGUUCCUGCAGCCCUGUGUGUAAGACUACGUACAGCUGUAUUCCAAAAAUAGGCUUCAUAAACCCAUGCCAGGACAGGUUAUGCUUGAAAUAGCAAAAGCUCACAAGUCAAGAAAUAGAACAUGCCAGUCUUUAUUAUUCAAGGAAUCAUGCAAUUUCAGUGGCACUCAGUGAGUUGGGUGUUGCCACAACACAAUAGAGAAAAAUAUGGUUCAUUCAUAUCUCAGCUUGGUGAUAAUUACUUGAGAGGAAAUGUACAUGACCAAAAUGCAAUGCUCAAACCAUUUUGGAUGGGUAAAGCUGGCUUAGAGCACAAUUUGGGCAUGAAAAUACUGUGUUUCUUGGAGAAACAAUUAUUUAAUGAUUCUCUGUCAUUCUGUCACAAAGCACACACAUUGCUGCUUUACACUGUUGCUUCUAAAAUCUGUUUUUGUACGAGUGUGGUACCAAGUGAAAAAAGUGCAGAAUGUGGCAUAAUGUGUUUUAUGGAAAAUGGAAACCUUGUAAUAAAAGGCAUUUAUUGUUUA